AUGAAUAUUAAAAUAGUAUAUAACACCAAAACCCACAAAAUCUCAACAACACAUAAAACCCUAGAGACUAUCAAAAACGCAAUCCAAAACCUCUACCCGAAACAUCUAGAGAAAGGAUUCGACCUCUAUGUCACAUUGCAUCCCUAAAUGGAGCCCUUCAAAAUUUAGGACCAAGAAGCCUUGCUUAGAAUCCAAUAAAUCUACACCCAGAUGAAUUGGACUUCCAUUAAAUUUCUAGUUAAGGAUUCCACCAAUCCUAAUCUAACCAAUGACGACCUUUCCUUACUCAAUCAGAGUGUAAUCACUCAAUCCAAUGUCCAACUAUCUACAGUCAUGAAUUUCCUUCAAGAAUCCAAACAACAAAACCAAGAACAAUUCACAGAUUAGAAAUAGUAAAUUGUAAUUGAGGAAAAUAAGCCUGAAACUAAUUUAGCCUAAGAAAUUAUCAAACAAAUUGAAAAGUAGGAGUUUUUGGGAUUCGAUUAUCACUCUGAGGAGUUUAAAUAAUUUAUCAUUUAACGAAUCGAUAAUAGAUUGAAAUAUCAUGGAAUAUUAUAACCUAAGAAUUCAUAGGCUUAAUAAUACCCACAGUAUAAAAUGGAAUUAAAGCAACAAGACUUUAUCAUAACCAAAAAAGCAAAUGAAAAAUUUGAAUGGAAUUUUGAAGUUUUCAAUACAGGUAACUAAGUUUGGAGAAGAAAUCAAGUAGCAUUUGUGGGUCUUAAUGGACUUUUUAAAAACGUUAAAAUCCAAUUAACAAAUGAUGUCUAUCCAGGAUAAACAGCUAAAUUCUCACUUCUUUAUUAGAUGCCAAAAAAAGAAGUUUAGAAUUUAAAACACGAAUUUUAAUUGACUUAUUAAGAUGAGUAGAAUUAAACCAAAUUCUUUGGCAAAAAAAUAUCAUUAGUAAUCACAGUGAAAAAGGAUUUGUAAUAAAUUAAGGAUGAGAAAAUCUUGUAAUUGAUGGAAAGUGUACAAAUAUCAUUCGAAUAAGCAACGGAAUUUUUAGAAAUGUAUGGAAGUGAGGAUAACAUCAAUGACAUUGUUUUCGCUUAUUUAGGACAACCUAAAUGA
Messenger RNA from Paramecium tetraurelia, 1074 nucleotides. RefSeq lists its product as uncharacterized. Lineage: Eukaryota; Ciliophora; Oligohymenophorea; Peniculida; Parameciidae. The record is from RefSeq and is a predicted model, not a curated record. The transcript has 5 exons.